This is a messenger RNA of Pyrus x bretschneideri (Chinese white pear), 2200 nucleotides long. RefSeq names its product protein JINGUBANG-like. Bases 526 to 1935 code for a protein of 469 amino acids. The record is from RefSeq and is a predicted model, not a curated record. Lineage: Eukaryota; Viridiplantae; Streptophyta; Magnoliopsida; Rosales; Rosaceae. Gene Ontology annotation, molecular function: protein binding. The transcript has a single exon.
ACCCUAAAACGCCAAGAAAAACAACCUAAUAAAGCACCCAAAUAUAGCAAAUAUACAGAUACCACCCAAGUCCAACCCCAACCGUAUAAUCAUCACAGCCAAUCCCAAUUACCAAACACACACACUUACUUGCUAUUCUGAGCGUCCGACCCGGAUUCUCCGGGACCGCAAAACCCUUCGUCACGCAACCCCUACGUAUCCACCCACACGCGUCAAAAUCACAACGGUCCUGAAAUCCCUAUUUAUAUUUAUAUAGUCCGCCGCUCUCAUCUCCCGCCUUUUGUUGUUCAUUUCGUAAAUUGCUUACAUUCUUUAAGCAGUUGGCCACCUCUCUCCAUUUUCUCCUCCCACCAUUAAUUAACAACCACAUCUUUCUAAAAUCAGAUCUUAAAAUCUUCAUAAUCUUUUUGUUUGGCUUGAUUUAAAUUCCAUUUUAAUAUUAAUCAGUUUCGCGGAUGCGAGUGAUUAAGAUUGAGAAAACAAUUGAGUUUGAAUAAAAUUUCCCUUGAAGUGAAUCACGGCGGGAUGUUCGCGGAGACAGAGUCUGUACAUCGGGGUAAAUUUGGAAACUACACGCAUUCCGCCCCCAACAUCUCCGCCACAGCCGGCAUGGUGACCGACCUCAACGUAGAAUACCCAGCGCGGAACAGCAGCGCAUCCGCCCUCGGCCCGGCAUGCUCUGUCGACUCGAGCCGAAUGAGUGGAGAGUGCUCUCCGAUGACAAUGUCUCCCUGGAACAACACCUCCAGUUCCCCCUUCUCCAAGUCACCCUGGCAACCGUUCGAGGAAUCCAACGUCCCCCAGAACGGCCUAAUUGGGUCUCUCCUCCGCGAGGAAGGCCAUAUCUACUCCCUCGCGGCCAAAGGAGACCUGCUGUACACCGGUUCGGACAGCAAGAACAUCCGAGUUUGGAAGAAUCUUAAAGAAUUCAGCGGAUUCAAAUCGAACAGUGGACUUGUGAAAGCUAUCGUCAUCUCAGGCGACAAGCUCUUCACGGGUCACCAAGACGGAAAGAUCCGGGUCUGGCGGGUAUCCUCAAAAGACCCGAGCGUGCACAAACGCGCAGGGACUCUGCCCACGAUGAUGGAUAUCUUCAAAUACUCCGUGAAACCCAGCAAUUACGUUCAGGUGCGGCGGCAGAAGACGCUCUGGAUCAAGCACUCCGACGCCAUUUCGUGCCUGAGCCUCAGCGAGGACAAGAAGCUUCUCUACUCAGCAUCAUGGGACAGGACACUAAAAGUGUGGCGAAUUGAAACCUCAAAAUGCAUCGAAUCAAUCCAUGCCCACGACGACGCGGUGAACUCCGUUGUCGCGAGCGUGGAGGGGAUGGUGUACACGGGAGCGGCGGACGGGACGGUUAAAGUUUGGAAGAGGGAGCAGAGCGGGAAGAUCAUCAAGCACACUCUGGCGCAAACACUGCUGAAGCAGGAGAGCGCGGUGACGGCGCUCGCCGCCAGCGCCUCGGGGUCGAUUAUCUACUGCGGGUCGUCAGACGGGUUGGUGAAUUUCUGGGAACGGGAGAAGCACCUGUCUCACGGCGGCGUGCUGAAGGGGCAUAAGCUGGCGGUGCUCUGUUUGGCGGCGGCGGGGAACUUGGUGUUCAGCGGGUCGGCGGACAAGACGAUUUGCGUGUGGCGGAGGGAGGGCACGAUCCACACUUGCCUGUCGGUUCUGGCGGGGCACACGGGGCCGGUGAAGUGCCUGUCGGUGGAGCAGGACAAGGAUGUAAAUGCGAGUAAAGCGAACGAGCAGCGGUGGAUUGUGUACAGCGGGAGUCUGGAUAAGUCGGUGAAGGUGUGGGGGGUGUCGGAGCAGGCGCCGGAGCUGGGAGCGAUGGGUCACCCGCGCACGGGGUCCGAUGCGGUUUCGAUUCCGUCGGAUGGGAGUUAUUCGUCGUCGGCUGGUCGGGGCAGCAGCCACAACAGGAGGUUCUGAUUAUUUACGAUCCCGAUUGGUUUUCGGUCUUCUUGGGCAAUUGAACUGCGCCACGUGUCCGACGAAGAUGGUUUUCUUCGCUAGCGUGGAGAGAAUGACACCUGGAGGAGUGAAGAUUUGGAGUUUUUUUUUUUUUUUUUUUUUUUCAUCUUCAUCUUUGGAAUUUGGAUCGUUGAUUAUUGGCGUUGACUGAAGAGUAAGAGAUGAAAGGAUUGGAGUGUGCGAUGAAGGGAAUAUAUAUGAGAAAUAAAUUAAUUUCACUCCA